CAAGCAAUGAAAAGUGCCCCAGUUGAAUAUGGUCGCAUGGACCAUAUUCUAUAUUAUUAUUUUAUAUCACAUAUUCCAAUUACCUUAUUAUUUGACUUGCAAGCCAUCUAUCCUAAAACUUGGGUUCCUCAACUUCUCCUUGAUACAAACACUCGUUAUGUAAACAUAUUAAAUGACCCACUUAUGAACGCUACUCUCAAUACACACUUGUAUUGGUUUAAAUCCUUUGUUUUCUGUGAAGCAUUCUUACAACUUCCAUUCUUUUUUAUAGCCAUUUAUGGAAUAUCUCAUAGAAAACUUUGGGUUCGACUUCCACUGAUAAUUUAUGGCGCACAUGUAUCAACUACAGUUAUUCCUUGUCUUGCAGAAAUUAUAUUUGGGUCAUUAUUGACACGUUUCCAGCUGUUUGGGUUGCUUUGUCUUUAUCUACCCUAUUUGCUUAUCCCUCUAUUUGGUGCCAUAGACUCUUUUAUGAUGAUCUCCAAGAUUUGCUGUUCUACUGAAGUCAGUUUGUAGUUUCUUAUACAAGUAUAAAGAAAUACGUGUCUUUUAAUAAGAGAGUCAUUAAACAUCACCUACCUAAUCACUUGUAAAAAAGCAAUAAACUUUCUAAGUGGGUUUUUGGCCCAGGUG
Messenger RNA from Rhizopus microsporus ATCC 52813, 633 nucleotides. RefSeq lists its product as uncharacterized. The transcript has 3 exons. The record is from RefSeq and is a predicted model, not a curated record. Bases 7 to 516 code for a protein of 169 amino acids. Gene Ontology annotation, cellular component: endoplasmic reticulum. Lineage: Eukaryota; Fungi; Mucoromycota; Mucoromycetes; Mucorales; Rhizopodaceae.